UUAGAUGCUGCCUAACCGACACACCCUCUAUCAUUUUGCGGAAGCAGCUCAAAGGGGAAUUACGUUUUUAUAUAACCGUCUGGGCUACACAAGACAACUUCGAGAAGCAAUUAAGAAACUUGUCGCAGCAGUCUAUAUAACCAUCAAAAUCAGAAAUGAUGGAUGCACCCAAAGUAUACUGUAAUACUACAGAACCAGUACCAUCGAAGAAGUGGCUAACAGAUGAUCAUGUGGACAAAAAAAGGCUUGUGAUUAAAAUUCUAGAAGUGCUCCUGUCAUUCAUUGCAUUUAUAUGUGAAGAGGUGGUCAACAAUUGCUCUGACUGUGGACCACUCUACUUCUUUGAAUUCGUCAGCUGCACAGCCUUCCUUUUUACCAUUUUACUGCUGAUCCUGCUUAAAACCACAUUGUUCAAGUCAGUCGGAAUUAACCACCUCCCAUACGUGGAUUUUAUCUUUACUCUUGGAAUAGCAGUUUUCUUCCUGAUUGCAUCUUGUGUAUUUGCUGCCCACAAUUAUGGAACCACUCUGGAGAGCACUGCUAUUGUCUUCGGAUUUUUGGCAACUAUUGCAUUUUUGAUCGAUGUUGUCCUAAUUUAUAAGGACAAAGGAUUUCCAUGGAGCCCAAAGAACCAUGUGCCUACCCCCAACCCUGAAAAUAAAGAAUCAGAUGAGCAAGAGAAAUUGAAUGCCAAUGGGAAUACAGCAAAUAAUGUUUAGGCAAGUUAGGGAUUCAUUUUCAGUGGAGAAGAUAUGCUUUUUUGCCCUUUUUUAUUUUUUAUCUCCAACACUACUGAUUGAAGUAGAUACCUGCAUUACAGCAGGAAAGAUACAGCUGUAUCAUCUAAUUAUGUAAUGGUUUUUUUCAAGCAGGCAAUGUCCUGGAGUAAAAUGGCUGAGGUGGAUCAACACAACCAAUGAGAUAAAAAGUUUCUGUAUCCCAUUCCUUUAUUGUUAUUUUUGUUUAAAAUAUAGAUCAGGGGUGACCAAAGUUGGCCCUUCCACUCCUGGUCUUUGUCCCAACCCUGUGCUAAAUUGUUUAAUUGAACCAAUUAAACCUCCAUCCAGACCCUGAAGUAGUUAAUUGUAUCAUUUUACCUGUUAAACAUGGAGUGAUGCACUAAAACUAUUAAAAAACAAAUUGACUUUUAAAAUUGUCCUUUUGUAAAAAUGUACAUUUUAUAACUACUGUAUUAGAAAAUGAUAAAAGUGUCUCGUUCUGUGCAACAAGAAAUAAACUAUGAGCAUUAUUGGUCAGAAUUCCAGACAUCACCACUAUCCUGUUCUCUUUUAUGACUUGUACAAGAUCAUUUGUUGGUGUUUGUAAACUACUUACAACAUUAUUCACAAUAUUCAAGAAUUCUAGUGCAUAAAAGAUGAGAAAAACCCUUAGUGAUGAUAUUUAAAAAUUAUUAGGAAGCAUUUAUAAAAGCUGUAUAAUUAUUUUUGUUUUUAUACUUGUGAGUAUCAUGUCUUAUGUGUGCAGUCUUCUCUUUCUUUUAUGAGGGACCUCUUAUAUUUUUAUGCUGUAUACAUUUCUAUUUAGGGGUACAGUACAUUUAUUUAGAAUGGUUUCAUGAAACAUAGUUAUGUAUUUUAUAUCAUUGUGAAUGAUUAGGGCUUGAAGUUUGGGGUUUUUAUUUUUGAUCACAUGACGUCCCUUUAACCCUUUCCGGUCCAAUGUCGGACCCUGCCCGACAUCAUCAAAAAGACGCAAAAAACAGGUCUCUAGUCGUUUUUUCUCCGGAAAAAGCUGAGAAAACCAUUCAAUGGCUGACUGAGACCGAUAGGAGCCGAGAGAAGCCGAAAAAAAAGGGCGUAUCUCAUGAAUACUGAUAGUCCCGACACCCACAUAGAUAACACAGACAUAAACAAACAAGAUAGCUGCUUCCGCAACCAGCGCUCAAAGAACCACAGACAUUUGCAGAGCUUUUUUUAGAUGUUAUAGUAAUAAAAUAACGACUUGGAUCGCAUUAUUGAGGAGUUUGGUGAUAAAACGAGUGAUCAAGAGAUGAUUUAUCGGUAUGUAUUAUUAUUAAGAGGUAUUUGAAAAAUAUAGCGAACAAGGGGUGGGGCAGGGCUGGAGAUGCAGUACUGAGUGUGCUGUUGAUAUGCAGUGCCUUUUAAACCUGUUUUACUGUGAAAAAAAAUACUUUUAAACAGCGUGUCUAAAAUAAACUGCGCGUGUGAAAAUAAAUUGGACCUGACGCGCUGAAUAAAUGGACCACUAAGGGUUAAACUUAUUUUGAGCCAAUUCCGUUUCCUAAUUAAACGUUAAUUGCUCAUCACUGAUCCUAAUUGCAUUUCAUUCUUGCACUUGCCUAGUUUAACAUUGUGCUUUUGUUAUUUUCACUUGUUUACAGAGUUGUCCUGAAAGAUUUUCUUUUAACCAUAAAAUACCCAGUACGGAGUGUACACUGAUGUCAAGUCCAGCAUUUAAAAUCUACUUGAUUUGUAGCAAAGAAAAAAAAAAAUAUUAAACCCAGUCUUUAAUUAGUAGUUUUCACUUUAUUAGGAUGCAGGGGCGUCUUAACAAUGACUAAUUAACAUUUAAAGCGAGGAAAACAAAAAACGAAAAGUUCAAGCCCUAGGUAAAAACAAUAUUAUAGUUUAACUGUAUUAUAUUAAGUUCAACUUAUUGUUUAACUGUAUUGUUUAUGAAGAUCUAUCAGAAUGCAAAAGAUCAUACAGUUAAAUCGACAUGUACAAGAAUACACAGUGUUUUGUACCAUUCCUGUUGUGCCUUUCAUGAUUAAAUAAAUUAAUCAAAACUUAUUUUAAAAAAAAGUAAUUUUAAUGAAUUUAGCUUUCAAUGUUUUUUGUACAUGAAUAUCCCACCAAUUUUGCCUUUUUGUAACGUUCUUGUAUUAACCAUUAGGUAAACACAGUAGAUAAAAUCUGUUCGGUAACUGUCGUAUUGGGUAUUAAUGUCUUUUAAAUGAAUCAUUGUGUAAUGUCGUGUUUAUGUUUUUUAGAGUUAGAGUAUUUUUGAUCUUCUUUAACUUUUGUCUUCAAACUGCUAAUUGUAUUAAAGAGUAACUAUGAGA
Messenger RNA from Acipenser ruthenus (sterlet), 3046 nucleotides. It is a transcript of the gene cmtm6, whose product is annotated as CKLF-like MARVEL transmembrane domain containing 6. NCBI's taxonomy places the organism in Eukaryota, Metazoa, Chordata, Actinopteri, Acipenseriformes, Acipenseridae. The transcript is spliced from 5 exons. The record is from RefSeq and is a predicted model, not a curated record. Bases 156 to 719 code for a protein of 187 amino acids. Gene Ontology annotation, cellular component: membrane.